This is a messenger RNA of Eimeria necatrix, 1056 nucleotides long. RefSeq lists its product as hypothetical. Lineage: Eukaryota; Apicomplexa; Conoidasida; Eucoccidiorida; Eimeriidae. The record is from RefSeq and is a predicted model, not a curated record.
AUGCGAAGCGCCGCGCCAAAGAACUCAAAUAUUUUAAUCUGCUGCUCGCUCGGGCUGCCCCUUGGGAGCCACUUGCUGCUGCUGCUGCAGCUGCUGCUGCUGCCGCUGCAGCAACUGCUGCUGCUGCUGCUGCUGCUGCUGCUGCUGGAGGUGAAGGGGGGGAGGCAGCAAGCCCUGAGCCCUGGCGAGAGCAGCAGCAAGUCUUCUGUAGCGAAAUGUCUCUGUUUUUAUCCUUUCCCGGUGGCUGACUGUGACGGGCUCGCACAGCACAGACAGGGGAUCCUGCUGCUGCUGCUGCUGCUGCUGCUGCUGCUGCUGCUGCUGCUGCUGCUGCAGCUGCUGCUGCAGCAGCACAUGGGCGCGGGCAAACUCAGAGACUAUGAGAGCCCCCGCAGAGGGACUGAAGCGGUUGACAAUGCAGCGGGUCAAGGGGCACCUAAUCCACAUAUUGCUGCUGCUGCUGCUGCUGCUGCUGCUGCUGCUGCUGCUGCUGUUGGCAGCAGCAGCAGCAGCUGCCACGUCGAGGGCUGCGCUGCGAGGGAUAGGGAACUUUCUCUCGCCUGCUGCAUGCAGGCUUGGGGGGCCCCCUGGGGGCCCCCGCGGGGUGGAGGAGGGGUGGGCCUCUGCUGCUGCAGUUGCUGCUGCUGCUGCUGCUGCUGCUGCUGCUUCAUUUGCUGCUGCUGCUGCAUGCAGCAGCCGGGGGUCAAGCUGCUGCUGCCCCACAUGCAGCGAAGCAUCAUAAGGGUCCAAAAUGACAGCAGCAUCAGUUUGCAGCUGCGGCAGCGCGUGGCCAUAAAACUAUGGAAGAAGCCGAUCAGCAGCUCCUCAACUGUCUCUGUGUUUUUGUCAUAUUUACUCAUCACAUUCUUUACAAUCCAGUCGCUGUCAGAAGCAAAAGGCAAACGGCUGGGAUCGUCUCCAGAUCGAUCCCCAGCAGGCCUAGAGCUGCUGCCUGCUGCUGCUGCUGCUGCUGCUGCUGCUGCUCCUGUUGCUGCUGCUGCUGCUGCUGUUUGGGGACUCUCUGCAGACGCCUCCGGAAGCUCGAUGCUUCUGUGA